This is a messenger RNA of Aspergillus fijiensis CBS 313.89, 1501 nucleotides long. Its product is annotated as putative 2,3-diketo-5-methylthio-1-phosphopentane phosphatase. The record is from RefSeq and is a predicted model, not a curated record. Gene Ontology annotation, molecular function: phosphatase activity. NCBI's taxonomy places the organism in Eukaryota, Fungi, Ascomycota, Eurotiomycetes, Eurotiales, Aspergillaceae. The coding region runs from base 481 to 1383 and encodes 300 amino acids. The transcript has 4 exons.
AUGAAGAAAGUGCUUUCACCCAAGAUUUCCACCGUUUCCACCAAUUCCACCAUUUCCACCAUUUCCACCAUUUCCACCAUUUCCACACUUUCCAGCCCCUCGGGAUGCCGAUCGGGUCCAGUCUUCUGCAGCCAACAACAAUGGCUGAACUUGCGUUUCUUUCGAUGUGGGCAGUCCGUCAGGUCCCUUUAGGCCCCAGCCGCUCCACUCUCAUCCCCCGGGGACGAUGGGUCCGGUCGGUCCCCUCUGUUCUCUUCAGCACGGUUAACUAAUCACCCACCCCUCCUCUCUCAUAACCGAGCGCUCGUAGGUAUUAUUUUUCGUGGGUACGUCAUUGGAUUCAUUCCGGUUUUGCGUCGCCACGGGCCGUCCUCCCUCAGCGUGGGAAAGAUAUUUCACUGAGCCCAUCGCCGGGCUGAACUGCCUUCAAUCAUACAUCACCCUUCCGUCAAACCACUUGGCAUCUCACUCAAGCCCAGUAUGUCGCCCACAACCAGAAAAAUUGUCUGCUUUUCAGACUUCGAUGGCACCAUCUUCAUGCAGGACACGGGUCAUGUCCUGUUCGAUAACCUAGGCUGCGGCGAAGAGCGCCGCCGGCUGCUCGACGAACAGAUCAAGUCGGGCGAGCGCUCAUUUCGAGACGUCUCGGAGGAGAUGUGGGGCUCACUCCGAGUCCCUUUCGAAGAUGGUUUCAAGAUCAUGGAGAAGGAGCUAGAGAUCGACCCCGGCUUCCAGGAAUUCCACCAAUUCUGCGUGGCCAACGACAUUGAUUUUAACGUUAUCAGUGCGGGGCUCAAGCCAAUCCUCCGCAAAGUGCUGGACACUUUCCUUGGAGAGCAUGAGGCCUCCCGUAUCCAGAUUGUCGCCAAUGACGCGGACAUCAGAUCCGACGGGUCCGAAUGGAAGCCCAUAUGGCGGCACGACACCGAGCUUGGCCAUGACAAGGCGCUAUCCGUCAAAGAGGGCCGCGCUCUCGCGGCGGAGAGUGCCUUGGAUGGGGAAAUCCCACUCAUCAUUUUCAUCGGAGAUGGCGUCUCUGACCUUCCGGCUGCGCGGGAAGCAGACGUGCUGUUUGCCCGGAGGGGUUUACGCCUGGAAGAAUACUGCAUCGAGAACAAGAUCCCCUAUAUCGGUUUCGAUUCGUUUGCGGAUGUAAAGAGAGAAGUCGAAGCCAUCAUGAAGGAAGAUCAGCAGAAAACUGGCGGCGUGGGCAAACCCGCCCGGUUCAACCCUCGCGCAAACAUGUGGCGGCGCAUCUCCAGCAAGCAAGCUAUUCCACAGUUUGUUGCGGCAACUCCCUCGAGGGAGGACAAGAUGUUCCUCUGGCCCGAGAGCUUCUCGGAAUACCACCCGACGAGCCAGAUGAACAAUGUUCCCGCAUAGAGUUAUUCUUGUCUGUUGAUAAGUCACUUACCCACUUCGCAGGCGUUUGGUGUAGUGAGCUGGAUACCGGAUAUAAAGUAGAUUUAGAUGAUUAAACGUAAUACAAAUGAAAGUUCUC